Molecule: messenger RNA, 1464 nt
Organism: Scheffersomyces amazonensis
Lineage: Eukaryota; Fungi; Ascomycota; Pichiomycetes; Serinales; Debaryomycetaceae
Exons: 2
Coding region: 1-1464 (487 amino acids)
Biological process (GO): Golgi to plasma membrane protein transport
Cellular component (GO): trans-Golgi network
Source: RefSeq, a predicted model, not a curated record
AUGAUUUAUGAAACCACAAUUAACCCUGGUGAAGGGUUGGGUAAUUAUAUCAAAUUAGGAGCAUCGAUGUAUACUAUUAUGAAGUAUCUUGAUAAGUUUAAUUAUAAAUUAAGAAUUAGUUAUAGUAAUACUGAUUUUUUAAAUGUACCAAUACUUGUUAAUGUAGUUGAUUUGGGUAUAAGAUUAACAUUUCUGAAUCAUAAAGAUCAAUUAUUGGAAUUAAUUGAAAUUCUGGAUUUUAAUAAUAAACAAGGACGUAAUGGUUCAAGAAAACUUUUAAAAUUGGUAUAUAAUGGUAUUAGUUUAAAUGAAAUUGAAAGUAAUAGUAAUAAUACAAGUAAUAAUAAUAAUACAGCUUCAUCAAAUUCCUUAUCUUCAAAUUCUACCCUUCAUACAUUAUUAUCUAAGGGUCCUAAUUUAAAAUCAAUUUAUAAUAAAAUAUUUGGUCCAACUUAUCCAGGAGUUUUCAAUAGAGAUACUGGUUCAUAUAUAUUAUCAUAUCCUGGAAUUUCAUUUAAAUUUGUUAUUACUAAUGAAGAAUUAAUUAAUAAGACACAUGGUCAGGGUGAUGAUCAAGUAUUAUCAAUAUUAUUAAAUUGGGAUGAUAAUUCCGAUAUUAUAUGUUCCAGUAUAGCUUUACAUAAGGGGAAAUCUUGGUCCCAAUUCAAAUUAAAGAAAGAUUCUAGUGUUUAUUCUGAAACUUCUAGUCAAUCUAAUGUACAAACUGUUUCAGGAUUAAAGUUUUAUUUGGAUGAAGGCAAAAUAGUUGUUGAUGUAAAAGGGUAUAAAGGAGAUGUUAAUAAGACUAAAUCAUUUGAUAUAUUGUUAAGUAAGACCACUCAACAAGAAAUCCUUAAUAUAUUAGGUCCUCCAGAUGAUUACUUUAAUAAAUUUGAUUCACGUUUAUUGAUUCAUAAACAUCUUUCAAAUAACGAAGAAGAUCAUGAAUUAGACAAUACAGCUCUAGAUUCGGAUACAGAUUUGAGUCAUUUCAAAUUCCAUAAUUAUUUCAAAUAUGGUAUUGAUAUUUUGUAUGAUUUGAAUAAUGGAAAUUCUUCUUCAAGUGGUAUGAGUGCAACUGUCAAAAAAGUCAUUGCUCAUAAUGGAGGUUUGACUGAAAGUUUAAACUUUAUGAAAUGGAAUAGAUGUUCUUGGGAAAUAAGUACUAAGAAUAAUGAUGAAGAAAUAAAAAUUGAUUCUUCUAUGUACUUUAAAGAUUUACCAAUUCAAUUUCGUAGUUUAACCCCGGUUUUAUUGAAUAGACAUGAAUCUGAAUACAUUGAUAACGAAUUGGAUAUCAUUGAUUUCCCAACUACUAAUCAAGAGGAGGUAAAGAAAGAGGAAGAUACCGAAUUUGGUAUGAAGGUUAAAACUUGGGGUCAAUCAAAGUUAUAUGGAUAUGAAAGGUGUAUAAUUGAAGUAAUUAAUUCGAAUGGUUGUAUUUCAUCGGUGACGGUUUAUUAA